AGUGUAAUACUGUCAUAUACAAAGCUCUGCCUUUUUGGGACUGAAAUCAUCAAAGUUUGAAGCUUGAAGAAGAAAGUGAAUUAGCGAUGAGCGAGACUCGACCGGUGCCGAGAAGAGAGAGCCCAUGGGGCACGCCGGAGGGAGACCAUCGUCAGCCCAAGGCCCAUCGCUGCAAUGACCGAGCUGAGGACGUCAUCCAAGCUUGUUUUGAGGGAAACCCCUUUAAGACAGUCCCAGGGCCAUUCAAGCUCUUCUAUCAAUGCAUGCGAUCUAAACCUGGGGAGGAACCAACAGAGCCAUAUACAUAUUUGCAGCUCGAUCCUCCCACAAAGGAGGUGAAACUUGAGUGAAGUCCUCGUAUCUUUGCUUGAAAAAAUAAUCCUCUGUUUACGUUUUCUGUCUCAAAAUUUCCAAACUUGUGUUGCAUUUGCUAAAUAAUAUGAUUGGAAUGUGCUUUAGAUUAUGGGUUUGUUUGUUUUAAAUCUUUAAUACAUACAGUUGAACCCAACAGCCUACGAUUCUGUCCACACCAUGUACUCUACAGAAUUCAACUUUAAAUGUCUUCAUUUACUAUACGUACUGUAAUUGCUUUCUUCUGCACUGGUAGCUCUCCCAUUGAAAGUUUGAAACCAUUUGUCAGCUAUUCUAUUAGGAUCUUCAUGGUCACUUUAAGAAAUGUAGAUGACAACCAACUAACUAUACUUUGAUGCGCAUGGUGAUGAAUAUUACUGCAUUGUAGGAAAAGGCAUGCCUUUUGUUGUUGUUUGAUUUGUGUUUUUGAACUCUUAAAAAUUGACCUAAUUCGUGUCUGGAGAUGUGGGCUCUCUCUGCCUCUGCCUUUCUCCAAAAUCAUCAAAACGAAAGAACUCAAACUGUCAUCGAGCUGAAGAACUAUGAAAAAUCCGGGAACCAGAUUACUG
This is a messenger RNA of Fragaria vesca subsp. vesca, 920 nucleotides long. RefSeq lists its product as uncharacterized. NCBI's taxonomy places the organism in Eukaryota, Viridiplantae, Streptophyta, Magnoliopsida, Rosales, Rosaceae. The record is from RefSeq and is a predicted model, not a curated record. The coding region runs from base 87 to 350 and encodes 87 amino acids. The transcript has 3 exons.